Molecule: messenger RNA, 1947 nt
Organism: Rhizophagus irregularis DAOM 181602=DAOM 197198
Lineage: Eukaryota; Fungi; Glomeromycota; Glomeromycetes; Glomerales; Glomeraceae
Biological process (GO): protein phosphorylation
Molecular function (GO): protein kinase activity; ATP binding; protein binding
Source: RefSeq, a predicted model, not a curated record
AUGUCUAACAACGUUGAACUUAUUAACAAUUCAAAUGAUUGGAUUAAAUGGAUUGAAGAUUCCAUUUCUAGAAAGCUUAUUAAAUAUUAUGAAUUUGAACAAUUUUGUAAUAUUCAAGAAAUUGGUUUCGGAGGUUUUGGAAAAGUUUAUCGUGCAAAUUGGAAGAAUUAUUACAAAUAUUGUGCAUUAAAAUCCUUUUAUAAUUUCAACGAUGCUACAGUUAAAGCAAUUGUUCGUGAGAUUCAAUUUCAGCGUGAAGUAGAUUUUCAUGAUAAUGUUAUCCGUUUUUAUGGUGUCACAACUUCCAGUAAAGACGACCAAAGAAAAGAGUAUAUGUUAGUAAUGGAAUAUGCCGACAAUGGUACUCUCCGAAAAUAUUUACAGGAAAAUUUUAGAAAUCUCACUUGGAAUGAUAAAUUCAAUCUUGCAUUCCAACUGGUUAGUGCAGUAUCAUGUUUGCAUGACGAAGGGAUAAUGCAUCGUGAUUUGCACUCCAAUAACGUGUUAAUCCAUCAGAAUACUGUUAAGCUGGCAGAUUUUGGCUUAUCAAAAAGAAUUGAGGAAACAUCAAACUCUCAAUCAAAAACAUUUGGAUUAAUUCCUUAUACUGACCCAAAAAUCUUUAAUAGAAAUACAUCAACAUUAUACUUAUUAAAUAAAAAAAGUGAUGUUUAUAGCAUUGGCGUAUUAUUAUGGGAAAUAUCCAGCGGCCAGCCUCCUUUUCAUGGUAUACCAUAUGACGUUGGUUUGGCUAUAAGUAUUUCACAAGGCCUUAGAGAGGAGCCUAUUCCAAAUAUAUCAAAAGAUUAUAUAAAAAUUUAUACUGAUUGUUGGAAUAUUGAACCUGAUAAUCGUCCAACUAUCAAUCGAGUGGUUGAUGAAUUAAAAGCAAUUAUAACAAAAGAAAACAUAAUUAUUAAAGAUUUUCAUUUAUAUAAUGUCAACAAUAAUGUUCAAUUAUCAUAUGACCAUCAACUGUCUAAUUUGAAUGUUAAAGUUUCUGAAAGUACUAAUUCAUUACAUGGAGACUUAUCUCAACUUAUUCAAAAUUUUGAUAUGAUGGAUACAAAAGAUAUAGAAUCUUCAAUAUCAAUUAACCAAUUUGAGGAUAACUUUAAUAUAAUAAUUAAUAAUAUGUUCAAUUUUUUUCAUGAUGGUGAUGAAGAAGGGAAGCAAAAGGUCUUAAGUUAUCUUAAUGAACAAAAUAUAACUUUGCAAGAGAUUAAGAAUUUAUUAUUAAAUAAUCAAAAUAAUUCGAAUUCUAUUUACUUACUUGGAAAAUUUAAUGAAUUAGGAAUUGGAAUUAGUGUUGAUAAGCAAAAAGCAUUUGGGUUAUACCAAAAAGCAGCAGAUCUAGGAAAUGUAUUAGGAAUAACUGAUUUAGGAAGUUGUUAUAAAUAUGGAAUUGGAACUGUUGUUGAUAAGAAAAAAGCUUUUGAAUUAAAUCAAAAAGCAGCAGAUUUAGGAAACACAUAUGGAAUAAAUAAUUUAGGACAUUGUUAUCAAAAUGGAAUUGGAAUUGAUAUUGACAAGAAAAAAGCAUUUGAAUUAUAUCAAAAGGCAGCAGAUUUAGGAGAUUCAUCUGGAAUGAGUAAUUUAGGAUAUUGUUAUCAAUAUGGAAUUGGAACUGAUAUUGACAAGAAAAAAGCAUUUGAAUUAUAUCAAAAGGUAGCAGAUUUAGGAAACAGUUUAGCUCAAUAUAAACUUGCUAUGAUGUAUGAGAAUGGAGAAGGAAUUGUUAAAAAUAUAGAUAAAGCAAUUUAUUGGUACAAUAAAUCAGCUAAACAAGGAUAUCAAAAGGCUCAGAAUAAAUUAGAAAAACUUAAAAAUAAGAAAUAAAAAACAAUUUGUAUUAACUAAAUUAAGAAACAUGAUAUUAUUACAAUAAUCUUUUUUUUAUUUAUAUGAUAUAAAAUUUAUAAUACUAAGAAUAAACUUAGUCAAAUG